UUUUCUUUUUUGCAAUUCUAUCGAUUUUGCUUAACUCGUGGCGUAAAAUUUGGUGAUAUUUUUGUGUAAAAUUAAUUAAUAACAAUAAGAUGCCUGCACCUGACAUUAAAUCUUCUUGGGCUGAUGAGGUUGAGCUAGAUUACGGCGGUCUGCCACCAACUACCGAAGUGAUUGAGAAUGGCUUCAAAUACGUCACAGAGUAUAAAUACAACAAAGAUGACAAGAAAACCAAGGUAGUACGCACAUAUAAAAUCACCAAAGAAGUCGUACCCAAGACAGUGGCCAAGCGUCGUACAUGGUCAAAAUUUGGCGAAUCCAAGAACGACAAGCCCGGUCCCAACUCCCAGACCACAAUGGUGGCCGAAGAAAUCUUUAUGCAAUUCCUCAACACCAAGGAAGAAGAAAAGGCCAAUGAUAAUCUAUUGGAUCUGACCAAAAAUAUUGCCAAAUGUCGUAUCUGUAACGGUGAGCAUUGGUCUGUCAAUUGUCCCUACAAGGGUACAUCUAUGGAUACAAAUCUGAUGGAGAAGAAGGCCUCGGCUGCUGCAGCUGCUGCCACGGAAGCACCCAAACCCGGCAAAUAUGUACCUCCCUUCCUUAAGGACAGCCAGAAAGGUGGUAUGGGUGGUAUUCGUGGUCGUGACGAUACAGCUGCCAUUCGCAUUUCCAACUUGUCUGAAUCGAUGACCGAACAAGAUUUGGAAGAACUUAUCAAACGUAUUGGCCAGCACACCAAAAUGUAUUUGGCACGCGAUAAAAAUACCGGCCUCUGCAAAGGUUUCGCCUAUGUUCAUUUCCGCCAACGUAAAGAUGCUGCUGCUGCCAUUGAAAUUCUUAAUGGUCAUGGUUAUGAUCAUUUGAUUCUUAGUGCUGAAUGGUCCAAGCCACAGAAUAACUGAUAUAACAUUAAAGA
This is a messenger RNA of Musca vetustissima, 913 nucleotides long. It is a transcript of the gene eIF3g1, whose product is annotated as eukaryotic translation initiation factor 3 subunit G-1. The transcript is spliced from 2 exons. NCBI's taxonomy places the organism in Eukaryota, Metazoa, Arthropoda, Insecta, Diptera, Muscidae. Gene Ontology annotation, molecular function: RNA binding; translation initiation factor activity. The record is from RefSeq and is a predicted model, not a curated record. Gene Ontology annotation, cellular component: cytoplasm; eukaryotic translation initiation factor 3 complex. The coding region runs from base 90 to 899 and encodes 269 amino acids.